Anopheles merus is the source of this 8581-nucleotide messenger RNA. RefSeq names its product ubiquitin carboxyl-terminal hydrolase CYLD (gene CYLD). NCBI's taxonomy places the organism in Eukaryota, Metazoa, Arthropoda, Insecta, Diptera, Culicidae. Gene Ontology annotation, biological process: protein K63-linked deubiquitination. Gene Ontology annotation, cellular component: cytosol. Gene Ontology annotation, molecular function: cysteine-type deubiquitinase activity; K63-linked deubiquitinase activity. The transcript is spliced from 10 exons. The record is from RefSeq and is a predicted model, not a curated record. The coding region runs from base 961 to 4734 and encodes 1257 amino acids.
GUCAUUUCGCUUGUCAGUCAGGGCACGGAUAGGCAUAAUACAGCAGCCACACACGCAGUGUGCAGUUCGACGGUGACACGCGCGCGCGCCAUAGGGAGGAAAAGGGCUUGUGCUGUGGGGAUGUUUUCUUUUCCCUCGGAGCACCAGCGGAAAAUAUAGUGUAGUGUGUGGCGAAAAGCGUGUGUAGGCAGCGCAAGGUUUUGCGGAAAACGAAAGUGUCGUGUGUCCCCGGGGGUACGUUCUUAGAUUCUUUUCUCAUUCCGUGUACGUGCGUGUGUGUGUGUGUGUUUAGUUGGUGUGUUCACUAAAAGCUUCUCCUUCGGUGUGCCGUCACACAGGCGGGGGAUGCACCUGGAGAACGCAGUUGCUUCGAGACUAAAAGGUUCGAUAAUAGAUAACCAAGCGACGGUGUGUGUGUGUGGUGCUGUUUUGUGUUGUGUGAACCCUGGGUUCUUCAAUCGUGAAUUUUGCAGUGAACGCAAAGAGUACAUCACCCAAAUGCUUUCGUUUGAGGCUGACACAAACCUGCUGCUGCACCACCGUCGUAAUCAAUAAGUUGUUACUGUUUGCCCUGUUGUCCUUUUCGUUUUGCUGUUGUUUGCAAGCUUAAUGUACACUGAAUGUUUGUCACUGUGAAAUGAAAACAGAGUUAGCUGCUGAAUGGAACACACCGGACGGAGCGUCUCGAUGGCAACGGCAAUGAGAUACAGCAGCAACGUCACUUACCGCAAUACCGAAAGGCAUCGACUGGACCUGGUGUGAAUGCGUCCAACGGCAAUCCCCUUUCAAUCCACACCACACGCAACAAAACGCAACAGAAGCUUGUCCAAGUCCUCCAACCCCACAAGCGAGAAAAGGGAAUGAUCGUAUCGAUCGCUCCGGCAGCAGUCGUAAUCUGUGAUACACGCGAGGAAGCGACCACACGUCGAGCUUAGCAAAGGAAAGCCAAAGGAAAGCAAAAUGUCAGCCGGCGGUAACAUAUACGCCAUCAGCAUGGAGCGGUUCCGUGCGAAGGUGGUAAACGUGCCGCUCGGUGGAGCGGGUGGCGGCGGUGGUAGUGGCAGUAGCAGCAGCAGCCUUAUGUCCGAUGCGGCCGCUACCGGGUCACCGAUGGGCGGCCCACCCCCAACGGAACCGCUCGCGAUCGACGAUCGUGUCGAGAUCGAGCCCGGCAUGACGCUGCAGAUCGUCGAGCAGCCGUCGAGCAAGAUCGCGCUGAUCAAGGUGAAGGAUUUUAACGGCACGUCGAACGGGAGCAACAACCGUCUGGGUGCACCGAACAGCAGCGGCAGCAGCGGGAUGGUGGCGGCCAGUGCCCCGGUUAGCAAUCCGUACGAGAACCGAGUACUGCAGUGCCAGUCGGCCCACCUGCAGCGCAUCCCGUCCGACAUUUGGCCGUACCUGAUCGCGAUACUGGAUCCGCUGGAGCGGUGCGAGUUCGCCAAGCGGCCGAAGCUGUUCGGCUCGGUGAAGCAGCUGCGCGUCGGCGACAUUGUGAUGGUUUCGUGGCUGGCCAAGAACCGGCACGUGACGUACGAUUGCAUUAUACGGUACGUCGGGCCGGUGCCGAAAAUUGGACCCGGCUACUACUUUGGACUGGAGCUACUGAAUUUAGACAAUGGUGAAUCACCCCAAAAGGACGACAUCGAUUUCGUGUCCGAGUAUAUGAACUGUGAGCCCCGGCUGGCGUUGAUUGUGGCAGCGAACUGGAUCAAGUUUCCCGAGCACGAGUCGUCCGGCGGCAAGCAGCAGCACCACCACAAGCGCAACCUGCUCGACAGUCUGGUGUGCGGUGCGCGGGAUCUCAACAAUCGGUUGUCGCGCCGAACGGGAAGCAGUAAACACUCGGCCGACGACAACAGCUCGAGCAAGGGCGGACGGAGCGGAAAGGGCGGCGGCGCGAGCAACGGCGAAUACCCACCGUACGCCCGUUCGUACACGCCGGACCUGACGAGCAGUGGGCAGGCGGGCGCGGCGAACCGAAAGUCGACCGACAUCGGCACACUGUACGAUAGCUUCAGCUGUCUGCAGAUGGAUCCGGCCGGGACGAAGGCGAUGCACCAACACAAGAAGAUUGCCGCGUCCAUCUCGAGCCCGAACCUGUCGAAGCAGGACAGCAGCAGCAGCACCGGCAGCUCGGGCCGGUACGUGACCAGCCAUCCGAUGGAAAGCUACGGCGAUGAGUAUCAUCGCUUUGUGGAUCAGCACAGUGCCGGCCAGCAGCAGCAGCAGCAGCAGCAGCACCAUCAGCAUCACCACCAUCACCAUCUGGCGGACGGGGGCGAUGCGUACCGCAGCUCGGGUAGGAGUUCGCAGAACAGCUCGAACUCGAGCACGCUGAAACAUUCCAAGGCACGGGCGGCGGGCAAGGUGGCCCGCUCCACCGGGUCCAACUCGUCCGUCAACAGUGCGGGUGGAGGUGGAGGAGGAGGAGGGUAUCAUUCGGUCAGCAAGCAGAGCACCAUUCUGAGCCUACCCGACCGGGAUGUGGUGGUGAUCGAUUCGAACGAAAUCGACGAAGCGAUCAAGAGUGCGAGCGAUGUGAUCGUGGUCGAUCCGCCGCCAGUCCUCAGCCCCACCGACAACAGGGAGGUGGAGCUGAUGGAUCUGCUGGGCAGUAGCAGCUGGCCGGCGGAGGCGGGCGAGGUCGCGGCCAUACUGUUCGGAAGCGGCAGCAGCAGUGAUAAGAAAACGCAAACGCCACCGUCAUCGAUGGCGCUCGGGGCGUACGGCAAUGGGGCGGUGGGCUACGCGACGAGCGGUGGCAGUACGAGCAGCAACAGUACGGCGAACAGUGGCCACAGCUACCACAGCCACAAUGGUAGCAGCGCGUCCGGACGGUACGAGCGGAACAAAUCGCUCAAUCCGCUGGCACACAUCGGGAUGACGAAGCAGCAGGGCGAAACGGUUGCGUCGGGUGUGCGCAAGGGCGGCAGGGCGGGCGAUGCUAAGCCGGCCACCGUCGAUGUCGCCACAAUGACGAAGCUGAACGAUGGAGCGGCCAUCACGACGAACGGCAGCAUCGGCCCAGCGGACGGCACGAGCCACCCGACCGCCAACGGUUUAGUGCCCCGCAUCGGUUCCAUAUCGCCCGAAUCGGACAGCGGUGGACCGGCUUCCUCGCCGCUGCAGGAGCUGCCGAACGACCCAUCGCUCGGCGUCGGCUCGAUGGUGGAGGUAACGCUGGACGGUGGUGCAUUCGAGCCGCCGGGGACGGCAACCGCACCACCCGCUACUGCGACCGAUCCACUGCUGUACGGUGUGAUACGCUGGAUUGGACCACUGCCAACCAUCGGGGGCGGCAACCAUCGGAAGGUGAUGGUCGGCGUGGAGCUGGAGGAUGAACCGAUCGAUCCGACGCUCGAGACGACCAACGGCACCCACAACGGUGUGAGGUUAUUCAGAUGUCCGGCAAAUCGUGCAAUAUUUGUGCACACGAGCCAGUGCAGCCGGGACCGGCGGUUCCAGGACAUUCCGCCAAUGUCGCCGUGCAGCUCGCGAAUGACGCCGGCUGCCGGCGGUGGCAGCAAAACCGAUACCAACAUGUUCGGCAAGGUGGACUGUCCGGUGGUAAAGGGCAGGGUGCCACCGUUGAAAAUUCUAAAGCUAGAGGAAUUGGAAGAAAUCUGCGGCAAGUUCAAGGGUAUACAGGGGCAUCACAAUUCCUGCUACUUGGAUGCAACCCUGUUCGCGAUGUUCACCUUCACCAGCGUGUUUGAUUCGUUGCUGUUUCGGCCUAAAGAGCCGGAGGACAAUCCUCAGUAUGAAGAGGUGCAGCGUGUGCUGCUGGAGGAGAUCGUGAACCCGUUGCGAAAGAAUCACUUUGUGCGAGCGGAUCGUGUGCUGAAGCUGCGCCAACUGCUCGACCGGUUAAGCUCCGUCACGGGGCUAAUGAGCGAAGAGAAGGAUCCGGAAGAGUUCCUGAACAGCUUGCUAGCGCAGAUCCUGCGUGCUGAUCCGUUUUUGAAGCUAAGUUCCGGACUAGACACGUUCUACUAUCAGCUGUUUGUGGAAAAGGACGAACGUUUGAACCUGCCCUCGGUACAGCAGCUGUUCGAGCAGAGCUUUCUGGCGUCCAACAUCAAGCUGAAGGAGGUGCCGUCCUGUUUGAUUAUCCAGAUGCCACGGUUCGGUAAAAACUUCAAGAUGUACCCGCGCAUCCUGCCCUCCCAGGUGCUGGACGUGACGGAUAUCAUUGAGGAUUCUCCCCGUCAGUGUUGGGUGUGCGGCAAGCUGGCCGAGUACGAGUGUCGCGAAUGCUUCGGCAAGAUGCAGUGCGAAGGACUGGAGGGUACGGCCAUCUGCAAGAGCUGCAUCGACAGCGUGCACCAUCACAGCAAGCGGCUGAACCACAAACCGGUCCCGCUGUCGGUGCCGCAAGACUUCAUCCCGAUGGCACCGCACUGCGAGGUGCCCCGGCUGUACAUGGAGCUAUUUGCGGUCGUGUGCAUCGAAACGUCCCACUACGUAGCGUUCGUGAAGGCCGCCUCCGGUCAGGAUGCUCCCUGGUGUUUCUUCGACUCCAUGGCCGAUCGUAAUGGUGAACAAAACGGUUAUAAUAUUCCAAAAAUGGUCCCCGUGCCGGAUCUGCCCCGCUGGCUGACGGAGGAAGGCUCGCGGGCGCUGAACGAGGAGGCGGUCAACGACAAAAUGUUACCUGAGCAUGCGAAGCGAUUGCUGUGCGAUGCGUACAUGUGCAUGUACCAAAGUACCGACGUCAUGAUGUACCGAUAAAUGAGACCAAGGAGCCACCGCGUGUGAGUGUGUCCUGCUUCAGGCAUUGAUUGUGUGCAAUGUAAAGAUUUCUAUCGCAAAAAAAUGAAACGCGUUUUGCUUCACCAAACCUGGAUGAUGUUGCAUUGUGUUUGAAGAAUGGGUCUAGGUUUAGAAAUAAGGAAGGUCCCUUCCAUCCAGCGGAGGCUGGAACGAGACAGUGCAGUGCGAGAGACAUUUGGACCAAAGCGGAAGUUGGUUUAAAGAUUUUACAGUUAAAAGUGGAAGAAAGCGGACACACACACAUUGAGAUUUGUGUGCGGCGACGAACGAAGGUCCGUUUCAUUGUUGCAGAAAAGGUUUUUGUUUUUGGAAGGUAGAAUAACACACACACACACGUACACAAACCUAUAUUUCCAUCAAACCUUACCUUAACGUGCUGCUUUUUCUUCAACACAGAAUUUUGGGGUAGAAGAAAACGGGAGCGAAACAAACCAACUUGCUUGCGUGUUAAAGGCCGUUUGCUAGUGCUAAGCCUCUGGUUAAGAGUUCUUUAAUAAAGUUUAGAAAAUUUAACAAAGCGCGAAAGAAAAGCGCAAGUCUCGAAACAGGAGAUAGAAGAGUAGUAUAGAAGAAAGAAAAGCCGAAUUAGGCGGAAAGCAGACGAACAAGAAUCUAAGAGAGAAUAUACUUAUACAACUAUACAUAUAUAAACGAAUGAAAUGAAAUAAUAUAUAUGUAUACUUAAAUAUAUAUAUAUUAUAUAUAUUUAUAUACAUUAUACAAGUAGGAAAAACAAAACAAUUGGCAAUCGAACCUGUGUGUUGGAGGGGCUGGGGGCAAGGUGGCCUCAGACACACCGUCGUACUUUAGAAGUAGCGCAGGAGGUAAGGCAGACGGGCGGGAACGGAUAGGAGCUAACUUACUACGCAGAGCGACAAAAAAUUGGCCGGGAAAUAGAGGAUAGUUCUUUAUGAUGAUCAUGAAGAAAAAUGGCAAAAUGAGCUACAAUUAAUGCGAAAAAUGAGGAAAAAAAACACACACACAACACACACUUGUCCCAAGGCGCUAAUCAAACUUUCCGAUAACGUCUGAUUCAUACAGCCUGGAGGAGUCUGUGAAACUGUUUGCAAUAAUAGAGAAGUAAAGUAAUAGGGCAAAGAAAAAGGCAUACUAUUUAACAAAAAAAAAGGUAGAACCGAACGGUUUUGAGUAACUAUAAACAAGUGUUAAGUUCCGUGGUUAUCUGCUUUCCUAUCGGCUUUUGCAAAGUGAAAACUAUGAAGCGGAUAACGAAACAAUGCGUAACAGGGGAAAGGGAGAAUAUAGAUGGAAAAGACGAAGGAAUUAUAAAUUAUUUAAAAAAAAAAAAUACACACGCACUGGUUUUACAGGGUUUUCCAGGAGUUCUCCUAGCUGUGGCAUACUUUAUUGAUUUUUUCUUGAGUGAAAUUAACUUAAUGUAAAGGGAAUUGGACUCUAUAGCAACCUUGUUGAAAAUCCAAUAAGAAUUUCAUUGGAACCUGUCCGAAAAGGGUGCCAUAGAGUCCAAUUUCCAUCAUAUGAAGUUCACUUACCCUUAAGAAAGACUUGAGGAAGUGUUCCACAACUAUGAGAAACCCUGGAAACCCUGUAUUAUCACUUUUUUGUAUCAGCGCAGUGUUUUGUUAGGGUAACCGAGUGGCGAUGCCAGUAUUUUGAUUGCAGUUAGUUAGUAAAGUUGACCAUAAUUAAGCUUCUACUUAUCCCUCUCAUUUUGAUUAUCUGUCGAAUUUUAGUCUGCUUUUAAGUUCAAUAAACCUCUAGACUUUUCCCGAAACACUGAAUUUAACACAUUCAAACUGAAGGAAACGUUCAAUGAACGAAGCUUUCUAGGCGAAUUUAAAAAAAAUGCCAUACCAUGAAGCAAUACUCCUCCCACUCCAUUCCACACCUGCACGCACCCUGUGCACUUAAAAACAAUGAAUGCUCGGUGCUGUUGUAUAAACAUUGUUUCGUUCCAUUUAGCGACAAAACAAAAAGAUCAUCGAUGAGUGACCGCUGUGCUUUGCUUACCCUUCUAAUAUGUACCAAAAAGAAUAUGUUCCCCAAAAAGAAAAGCUGUUUAGUAGUAACCUGUAGAAAAUUGAAGCAAAUUGUAGCUGGUUGGGACACAAUCCCCACUCUCCCUCUCUUUCUCUCCCAUAGCGAUAGCUAUUGUUCGUUGCGCAACUGGAAGAAGUGUAUUGCGUCAAAACUGUUUACGUGUGAGAUAGUCUUAGCAACGAACGCGGGUCCGCGAAUGCCGCCGUCGACUGUUUUUUUUUCGAGCAUAAUGUAAACACACUAUAGUAGGCUUUGAAUGUUUUUCGAUCGCAUUUCGGUGAGUUGGCUUUAGAAGCUUUAGUGAAGAUAAAAGGUGAGGACAAAUUACAAAUACUUUUCUUAAUGGAACCGAGAAUUUGUAGAAUGGUGGAAGCCACUUUUUUACAGAAAAGGAAGCGAACCCAACCCGUGUUAGACGUGUCAGAAAGGAAACGUUAAAUAGAAUGGAAGCAUCAUCACGCCCUCUGAUACCUGAGCCAAGAGACAAGACAAAUACAUUCGUAACGAAGCAAAUUUAAAGCAAAAACCCCACACAAACACACAAGCUAAGUACAUUAAAAUAUUAGAAAAUUCCUUACCUCCUUCCGCUAAAACUUUAGAACGCGUUACUAAAAAAAAACCACAUGAAUUUAGCAUCCAACCAACGAAUUGGUUUCUCGAGGUUUUCAAAGCCGACUACGACCGGAAACGGAGAGAAGCCGUGUGUGGCGCGCGAUGUGGCGUUGUGAAGAAAGUGUCUUGGAGCAGACGGCGGGUGGGGGAGAAGUUUUUGCUCGUGUUUCUCACUCUCUCUUGCUCUCUCACUGUCUGACUGUCUGUCUCUGUUUCGGUGUACAAACACACAUUUCACACUUUUUCUAUGGAAGCCGGCCGGUGAGGAUUUGUUAGAACAAACAAUAACAACAACAAAACCUAAUUCGGGACAAAUCUAAGAGAUAGAGUAGUAAGUUGUAUGCGCUUAUGAUAGAUUCACGUGUAGCACGGAGCGUAAUAUAUCUGAACGAACGAACGAACGAAGUACAACAAAGGUAGGCGAAGGGACGAACAAUGCAAUAGCUGUGUGUGUGUGUAAGUACCCACACCCACACACACACUACACACCUGUCUUAUGCAUAUUUCACACAAACACACCUACUGGAUGGCAAUAUUCUAGUUGCUAAUUAUAAUAGAGUAAAGUUUAAACAAAAAAAAAAAAUCCGGAACCCUAUUCAUCUACUACUAGAAUCUUCCGCUACGUUUCCCUUACCUGCCAGUAACCCUUUUCGAUACCUGAUGACCUGAGAAGAAGUAAGGAAAAAAGAAACAACAAGAAAGCACCUAUAAACUUAGUUUUUUGUUUGUUAAUCCCAUUUGGAGGACAGGACGAUAGCGUGUGUUAACUUUGCAGGAGAAAAUAAAUGCUUUUAAAGCGCACUUUACCCCUACACAAGGCUUAAGCGACGAACACCAUUUGCAGGGAGGGAGAGUGUUUUCUGCCCCCGGUAUCUAUGCGUAGUAGCCUACUGCUGGAGGGAAAAGGAAACAGUAGUGUAAAACAACCUCUCCUCCCCGGUAAGAAGGGGAGACAUGAUAGCAGGUUUGUGUCUCCGUAUCCUUGCAGUUGCGGGCGGGCGGGUGAUAAACGCAGGCAUUAAACUACUACCUAUUUACGAAGUUUUUUUUUUUGCAACUGGAGAGAUGGGAUAAACACGCUUUCUCCUUAGUGCGAAAUAAAAAUGUAGAGAAACCAAACUAUUUGAAAAGAAAUUUAGACAGUUUAGCAAGAAAAAACUAUUGGCCAAAA